UUAACUUGAUUUUAUAUUUUUUUUAUAAAGUUAGAACUUGGAAUGGGUAACCAAAAUAAAAAUAAUUUAUUAUCAUAAAUAAUAACGUUGCUUUAUUUGAAUAUUUCACUAAUAUGCAGUUAACUAUUUACAGAAAGGAAAUAUAUUUUCAGGAUUUUAUGAUUUUAGAUUCCUUUACAAUUACAUAGAAUACUAUAAGGCUUAAUACUUCUUGAUACUGAAACAUGAAAUUUAAACGCGGGUAUUACGACGUUUUUCUGCAAACUUGUGCCAAAAAUCCAUCCAGAAUUGCCGUGAGGCAUUAUGAUAACAGUAUCUACAAACACUAUACGUAUUCCGAGUUAUAUGGUGUAUGUGAAUAUAUAUCGCAAAAUCUGCAACAACUGAAAUGUAAUAAAGGCAUAAUUGGAUUAAUAUCUGAAAGAAACAUCAUCAUACCAUGUGUCAUAGCUGCGGCUCACAAAUGCUGCACAACAUUCAUGUUCCUGGAUCCAUCACAGGAUGUAGAAACUGUAGCUAAGGAUAUGAAAUUUACAAUUGUCAUAAAUAUUACAAAUAAGGAUGCAGCAACUACAUCUGAGUUAUUUAAUAAAAAACCAGAUAAGUCCAUAACCAUUUUUGAUUUGGUUAUACAUUUUUAUAAUUUUGACUAUCAGAAUAGUACUACACAUGUACCUGAACACUCAUAUAUAGCAAUGACAUCUGGCAGCACUGGAGAACCAAAACACAUACAAGUGCCUGUGCAAUGUAUUCAACCAAAUAUAGAUGAUUUAACUAAAUUAUUUAAUAUUACUGCUGAUGAUAUAAUAUAUUUCUCUACACCACUAACAUUUGACCCAUCCAUGAUAGAGAUACUGCUCGCCUGUAUGAAUGGAGCCUCUCUACUUAUUGCACCUGAAAAAGCAGACAUAUUAUUCCCCAACAACAAAGAGAAUUCUGUGACAUUUUGGCAACUUACACCAUCACGAUUUUUUCAGCAUUCAAAUUCUGAUAUCAAGAAUAAAAUAUUAAGUGCAAAUUCAACAUUGAAAAUACUAGCUUUAGGUGGUGAGCCAUUAAAUGGUGUGAAGAGACUAAAGGAAUUGAAAGAUUGGGAUAAUAAAACUAGAAUAUUCACAUUGUAUGGAGUAACUGAAAUGUCAUGCUGGGCUUGUGUUGCUGAGUUAGAUCUUAACAAAAUACUAACUGACAAAGAAAUACCAUUAGGUAACUGUCUGUCAGAAACAGAAUUACAUGUGGAAUCAAAUGAUGACAAUAAAGAAUGUGGAAAAAUUAUUUUAGUAAGCAAAACAAGAAAGUGUGUUAUAUUAAACAAAACCAUUGGAAAUGAAGAUGAAAAUUCUUUAAAAUUCAUUGACACUGGAGAUUUAGGUGAAGUAAGAAAUGGCACUGUGUAUUAUCGGGGUCGCAAAGAUGAUAUUAUUAAAAGAUUUGGGCACAAAAUUAAUUUACAGUUUAUUGAAUCAACUAUAAUGCAAUGUCCGAGUGUGAAAACAAGCUCCUGUAUCUGGCUCCCAAAACCAUUACUUCUGAUUGCCUAUUUCUCAUCAGAAACACUUAGCAGCCAAGAGUUGUCCAACUUUUUGAAAUGUAAACUUGAUGAUAAACAUUGGCCAGAUAAAAUAAUUAGAGUUGACAAUUUACCAACAAAUCCUCAUGGGAAGAUAUCUAAAUUGAUAUUAUCUAAAAUGUUUGAAGAAACAAUGAACACACCACAGACAUUAGAUUCCUUAAAAGUGACUUUCUUAAAGGAACUUCAAGCUGUAAUGGGUCAACACUUCACUUAUGACCAAAUUAAAAGUAAAGACUUUUUUGCCAUUGGUGGCACAUCUUUUCUAGCGAUAUCUAUGUGUAAUAAGCUUUCACUACUUUGUCCAAAAUUUGGUAAACUAAUUCUCCCUUACUUAAUGUCUCAAAAAAAUACUAUAGAUGAUAUUAUGCAAUUGGCAUAUAAAGAAAUACAUGUUGAUGAAAUAAAAGUUAAGAAAAAAAUUAAAAGGUCACGGUCAGAUGCAGGUGGUUAUGUAGAUAGUCAGUCUUAUAAAAGAACUAACACAAAAAGUCUGACAAAUCCUGUAAAAUUCAUUGUGUUAUGGUCAUAUGAUACUGGAAAAUGUGUAGAUGCUUCUCCAUCUUUAUUUCAAAUAGGAUUCAAUUUAUAUGUGACAGUCGGGAGUCAUUCAGGGAAGAUUAUAGUCAUGGAUGCGAUAUCUGGAAUAUUGCAGGGCAUGGUAACAGUGAAAUCACGUGUUGAAGCAUCUGUAUUCUGUUACCACAAGAGAGACAUGUCACCGUGCGGUGUGGUUGGUGCUUACGAUGGCACAGUGGUAUGCUUCCAAUUAGAAACAUGCAAAGAGUUGUGGAGAAUCAACAUUGGAUCAAUGAUAAAAAGUAAAGCAACAUGUUGCAAUGAUCUACUCUACAUUGCUUCCUAUGAUGGAAAAAUAAGAUGUAUAGAUAUUGCGAUAGGGGUAAUCAAAGAGACUAUAUAUGUGGCAGAUCAAGGUAUAUCAGCUGAUCUAGUACUUGCUAAAAACAAGUAUGUGUUAACCAGUACACUGUCUGGUGUGUGUGCAAGUAUACAUACUCUAACCAAUACUGUGGCUUGGCGCUGCACACUGAGUAGUCCAGUAUUUGCAAGUCCUGUGCUUUACGAUGACGACAAGUAUGUGGUAUUCGCGGAAGUUAAUGGUGAAAUACAUUGCACGACCGUUGAAAAGGGUAUUAAGAUAUGGAAAUAUCAAGGAGCAAGAGGUAACAUUUUUUCCUCCCUCUACAUAAAAGAAGUUGAUAAACUGAAAUGGCAAAUGGUUUUUGGCUGUCACGAUAACAAAGUUUACAGCAUUAAUAUCAAGAAUUUCCAACCUAGCUUGAAUUGGAAAGCACAACUCACAUCACCUGUAUACUCCACUCCAUGUGGUCUAAGUGACAAAUUAAUACUUGCUGCCUCUAAUAAUGGCAGGUUAUGCAUUAUAGAUGAAGAGAACGGGAUAAUAUUGGCAGAACAUCAUCUGCCAAAUGAAACAUUUUCAUCACCAGCAGUUUAUGGAGAUUACAUAUUCAUUGGUUGCAGGAAUGACCACCUUUACUCUUUGAAAUAUGUUUUAAAUUUAUAACAAGCCUAUCUAGUCAAAUGUAAAGUAUGGAUAUAAUAGAUAAUCCACAUUAUACCUAAUAAAAUUUUACCAAAAUAUAGCAAUAAAAACAUGUUUAAUAAAAAAGUCCUUUUUAAAUAUUAUGUAUCUUUAUUGAUGAUCUUACACAAAACAUAUACAUGUAUAGUGAGCAUUCAUAUUUUUGACAUAUUACAAAUAUGAUAUGGUUACAGGAUCAAAUAAUGUACCAAAAUGGAAUGCAUAAUUCGACAAAUAAACUUACCACUUCUCUUGUGCAGAUCAUUAUUAGCAGCAUUUUAGACUUAAAUAAUAAAAGCAUCUUAAAGACAAAUAAAAUCAUUUAAAUAAUAAUCUUUUUUGAAUCUUUUUGGUAAUAAUACAAUAAUACAUUUACUGGGGCCAUUUCAAUGAGAAUAGUU
Molecule: messenger RNA, 3535 nt
Organism: Galleria mellonella (greater wax moth)
Lineage: Eukaryota; Metazoa; Arthropoda; Insecta; Lepidoptera; Pyralidae
Gene: Aasdh
Product: beta-alanine-activating enzyme
Exons: 6
Coding region: 225-3116 (963 amino acids)
Biological process (GO): amino acid activation for nonribosomal peptide biosynthetic process
Molecular function (GO): protein binding
Source: RefSeq, a predicted model, not a curated record